AUGGAGGAGGGUGCGAAAAUAUUGGGGAAGUCUCGAUGGAUAUUCCCGGUGUUUAUGACGGGUUGGCGAAACAAUGGUCUCAAUGUAGACGACCUCUUCCGGUGCUCCCGACACGACGAGUCACAACGGAUUGUCCAGGAGCUUGAAAAGCACUGGAAUAAUGAACGUCAAAAAAAGUCAUCCAAAUUCUGGAGCGCAUUAGUUAUGGCAUUCGGGAAGUACUAUAUACCGCCACUCACUUUAUUAAUAUUGGGGGAAUGCGUUUGUCGUAUAUGUCAGCCCCUGCUACUAGGCGUAGUGAUAGACCAUUUUAACAAGGUCGAAAAUCGCACCUUUAAGCAAGCAUGCGUGGCCGCCGGGGGAGUAUGUUUUUGUACGGCCUUGUUCAUAUUGCUGUACCAAUCGGCCACCAUUAUAGUCAUGCGAAUGGGUAUGAGAUUACGCGCCGCUUCCUCUACUCUUAUUUAUAAGAAGUCUCUUAAACUGAGCCGGGCAUCUCUGGCCAAAACCACAGUGGGCCACAUUGUGAACCUAAUGUCUAAUGAUGUCAGUCGAUUUGAUGAGUUUUCAACAAAUGUCUGUUAUUUACUCGUAGCGCCCAUACAGACUGGGGUCGCCGUAUAUAUCAUUUAUACGGAGAUCGGUUACUAUUGCUUCGUAGGUUUGGCCCUUUUAUUGCUGUUUAUACUGUUUCAGGCAUUUAUGGGCAAACUUUUCUCGAAAGUCAGGUUUGAGUGGAAUUUGUGA
This is a messenger RNA of Oppiella nova, 747 nucleotides long. The record is from the annotation of a GenBank genome assembly. Lineage: Eukaryota; Metazoa; Arthropoda; Arachnida; Sarcoptiformes; Oppiidae.